CUAUGUUCUCCAUUCAAAGAAAUGAAAUAAAAUUUGUUAGGUCUUGAAAACGUAGAUCUAGACUUUACAACCCUUCCUAACAAGGCGAACUAAAUUCUAGUCUAGAUCUGAAAAUUUUAUUGUUUUAUACACGAACCUAGAACUAUUACUAUUGACUAUUUCAGUUUCAGUAUUUGAAACUAUUUCGUCUAUUAACUCUAUAAUAAUCUAUUCCUACAAACAACAACAAAACAAAAACAACGCGUUAACAGAGGACUGAGAGAUUCUAGUCUAGUAACCACAGUCAAGAUUUAUCAUUUAAUCAACAGUUUGCAAGUACUGGUCUGGAAGCAGGCCUUUUAUCCACUACAGCUAACUAAGAGUAGCUAUUGUUAUUAGCAGCACAAACAGCCACUGAGAAAUCUAUGCUGUUACUAACCUAGAUUGUCCUAGAUUGACCUAGAUCAAGAUAAUAAAAUGUCAAUAAUACAAGUAAAGGGGGGAGGUGGAACCACAGCUGUGGACAGAACAUCAUUUGUUGGAACCAGGAUCCCACCAGAGAUCCAAGGAAUGAUCAAACAUUUGGCAAAGUUGGAUAAAGUGACUUUCACCAAAAUUUUAAAAGUUGUUGUAGGAGCAAUUCUGGGAUCUGAAAUCAGUCCUCAAAGUCUGAAGUCUAUUAUCAAAGAUAAUAUAACAGAAGAAGUGUUUGCUUUCUUGUAUUGUGGCAUAGACAAACUAGUAAAGCAAGCUAUGAAGAUUCCAAGUACUUCAUUAAAACAAGAGUAUUUCAUUCAGGAUCUUCAAGAACUUCAAAUUCCAGCAGAAUUUCAUGAAGAUUUGGUCUCUUGUGUUUUUGGGUCAAUGCGUAGCCAGCUUGAUCAACAUUUAGUAUCAGCACGACCAAGAUUACCUUCCCUUGAUCAUCUUGACUGGAGAGUAGAUGUUACCAUUUCAACAGGUGUGUUAAACAGAGUUCUUGUUCGUGGUGUAACUAUGGAUAUGACUCUUUCUGAUGGCAGUAUAAAAAGUUUUGAGAUGACAGUUUCCAAAUUUCAAGAUCUCAGGUUCCAAGUUGCGUCAGUUUUGAGUGAAAUGGAGAAACUUGAAAAGCGCAGCAUUUUAAAAAUAAAGGAUUAAUUUGGUGUUACUGUACAGAUAAAAAAAAACAAUUCUUUGCAUUCGUUUUAUUGUCCAUUCAAAGCUGUUGAGUGUUAGUUAAAAUUAUCUAUUUUUUUUAAUUUUUUUUUUUUUAUUCUACUACAAAAGUUUAUUAACAUGUAAGUUUUCAUAAGUUUUCAUGUAAUUUCAUAUAUUUCAAACAAUCAGCAAGUUUACUUACACGUAGAUUACAACAAAUAAAAAUAGGACAAUUUUUACACAAACAAAAAUAACAUUGUCACUAAUGUAGUGUGUUAGAAUGACGUACUCCUUUGUGACAUAGGAAAAUUGUUGAUCAAACAUUUCAGCUCAUUUUUCAUUUAGUAAGUUAUUUCUGAUACUAUGAAUUUUUGUGUAUUUAGAUUCAUCUCUAUUCAUUAGUGUAAGUCAAUGCAGUGAAAAGUAGUUUCCUUUUUCAGGCUCGCAGGGGGAGUGAAGAUGUGAAAUCAUAUUGUUGUAUGCUUUAUAUGUCUUUGCCAUGUUUACAUGAACAAUUAAAUACUUUGUAACUAUAUAUAUAUAUAUAUAUAUAUACAGCAUAUAUAUAUGUGCUGACUGUGAAUAGAAAUGAAGUCUUUGACAUUUUUUUUUCUGUUUGGUGCUUUCAAUGACACUGGGAAGUAAAAAUUGAGCAUGAGAAUAUUGUGGCGAAAGAAUUCUUGUUAACUUGCAUUAACUUAGUCUGAUCAAAUUUGGCGAAAUAAAACGUUUAAAAAAAGAAACAGUUAUUUUAUUCAAACACGAAGCACUGAUUACAAAUAUAAAUUGUAAGAUUUUCAGACAUAUUACUUUGAUUACAAAGAAAAUCCUAAAAAACAAAAAUAGAAAAGUAGACUGGUGCGUAGGAGUUAAUAGUAAUGGGGAAUAUCUUGACGUGAUGGUAGCAUUAAAACAUUCAGCGGAAAUAGCUUAGUGACAGAAAUAACGACAGUUGUUCUAAAGACGGGUUCUAUUAGUUCUUCCUGCUGGAAUUAAAGAAAUAAAGUGAGAUGUUAGAUGCAUUUUUCAACUUCAUUGCAUUAAAUUACCAAGUUUAUAAACUC
Messenger RNA from Biomphalaria glabrata, 2183 nucleotides. RefSeq names its product COMM domain-containing protein 5-like. The record is from RefSeq and is a predicted model, not a curated record. Gene Ontology annotation, cellular component: nucleus. Lineage: Eukaryota; Metazoa; Mollusca; Gastropoda; Planorbidae. The transcript is spliced from 7 exons. Bases 457 to 1119 code for a protein of 220 amino acids.